This is a messenger RNA of Acaulospora morrowiae, 210 nucleotides long. The record is from the annotation of a GenBank genome assembly. NCBI's taxonomy places the organism in Eukaryota, Fungi, Glomeromycota, Glomeromycetes, Diversisporales, Acaulosporaceae.
AUGACUAUCCAGCUGGUCCAAUUGAAACUCCAACUGUUGAUUGAUAAUGACCUAAAUAAUAACUACUAUAACAAUAAUAAUAGAGAAAGAGAGCCUACAAAAGAGCUUAUUACUGCCAAACCAACCAACGAAGCUGCAAGACAGACUUUGAUGAACCUGCGAUCCUCAUUGAUCAUCACGAUUGGUUGUGUAAUAGUGAUGAUUUUAUAG